Arabidopsis lyrata subsp. lyrata is the source of this 750-nucleotide messenger RNA. Its product is annotated as ammonium transporter 1 member 1. The record is from RefSeq and is a predicted model, not a curated record. Gene Ontology annotation, molecular function: ammonium channel activity. The transcript has a single exon. NCBI's taxonomy places the organism in Eukaryota, Viridiplantae, Streptophyta, Magnoliopsida, Brassicales, Brassicaceae. The annotation marks the transcript as partial. Gene Ontology annotation, biological process: ammonium homeostasis; ammonium transmembrane transport. Gene Ontology annotation, cellular component: membrane.
UCUUUCUCAGCCUCUCUGUUUCUUCUUCUUCUCUAAUCUCUCAACAUGUCUUGCAACGCGACCGAUCUCUCGGUCUUGUUAGGUCCUAAUGCCACGGAGGCUGCCAACUACAUCUGUGGCCAGCUAAGCGUCGUCGACAGCAAGUUCAUCGACACCGCUUUCGCCAUAGACACCACUUACCUCCUCUUCUCCGCUUACCUUGUCUUCUCUAUGCAGCUUGGCUUCGCUAUGCUCUGUGCCGGUUCCGUAAGAGCCAAGAAUACGAUGAACAUCAUGCUUACCAACGUUCUUGAUGCUGCGGCCGGAGGUCUCUUUUACUAUCUAUUUGGCUAUGCUUUUGCCUUUGGAUCUCCGUCCAAUGGUUUCAUUGGUAAACACUACUUUGGUCUCAAAGAUAUCCCCACGGCCACUGCUGAUUAUUCCAAUUUUCUCUACCAAUGGGCCUUUGCUAUAGCCGCGGCUGGAAUCACUAGUGGUUCGAUCGCUGAACGGACUCAGUUCGUGGCUUACCUAAUCUAUUCCUCUUUCUUAACCGGGUUUGUUUACCCGGUCGUGUCUCACUGGUUCUGGUCGGUUGAUGGAUGGGCCAGUCCGUUCCGGACCGAUGGAGAUUUGCUUUUCAGAACCGGAGCGAUCGAUUUCGCUGGCUCCGGUGUUGUUCAUAUGGUCGGAGGUAUCGCUGGACUCUGGGGAGCGUUCAUUGAAGGACCACGACUCGGCCGGUUCGAUAACGGUGGCCGUGCCAUCGCU